This is a messenger RNA of Strongylocentrotus purpuratus (purple sea urchin), 1764 nucleotides long. RefSeq names its product nucleoside diphosphate kinase B. Gene Ontology annotation, biological process: CTP biosynthetic process; UTP biosynthetic process; GTP biosynthetic process. The coding region runs from base 31 to 573 and encodes 180 amino acids. The transcript is spliced from 4 exons. The record is from RefSeq and is a predicted model, not a curated record. NCBI's taxonomy places the organism in Eukaryota, Metazoa, Echinodermata, Echinoidea, Camarodonta, Strongylocentrotidae. Gene Ontology annotation, molecular function: nucleoside diphosphate kinase activity.
ACGUACCUAUCGAUCUCUUCCGGGUUUCUCAUGAUCUUCAUGUUCCACGUAUUCCACAUGGUCUGUACUCUUCUCUCAGUAUUUUCUGCAUUUUUUAACACGAUGGCUGAAGUACCAAAGAAUGGCGAGAGGACUUUCAUAAUGGUGAAGCCUGACGGGGUACAGCGUGGACUUGUCGGGGACAUCGUCCAUCGCUUUGAGAAGCGUGGAUAUAAAAUGGUCGCUGGGAAGAUGAUGAAGCCCGAUGAGGAACUCCUUAACGUUCACUAUGGUGACCUCAAAACUAAGAAAUUCUUCCCUGGACUUAUCAAGUUCAUCUCCAGUGGACCAGUCUUUGCAAUGGUAUGGGAAGGAAAGAAUGUCGUGAAGCAGGGUCGUGUAAUGCUUGGAGAGACUGACCCUCUUCUUUCAAAGCCUGGAUCCAUCCGUGGGGACUACUCAAUCGACCUCGGUCGCAACAUCUGCCACGGCUCAGACAGCGUGGAGUCGGCCGACAAGGAGAUCAACCUCUGGUUCAAGAAAGAUGAAGUCAUGGACUACAAACUCUGCACCGAGGGAAAUGUAUAUGAAUAGAUCUAAUGCCGUCUGGGCCCCAUCUUACAAAGAGUUGUGAUUGAUCAUUCAAUCGCAACUUUGCAGUCUCCCAUCUCUUAACUACAUAGUUGCGAUUGAUAUCAAUCGUAAAUAAGUUGCGAUUGAUAUCAGCUCUUUGUAGGACGGGACUUUGGUCUAUACAAUUCCUUGUUAAAUUUAUGUUCCCUGUCACAAUGUCAUUCACAGGACUUGCACUAUUUAAAGAUAAUCAUGUGCUCAAUGUAAUUCUGCUGUCAAUAUAUGAUUCCACUUGUAGAAUGUUAUGUUGUGUUUAAAGCACAAUUUGAUGUAAUCUCUGUGCCUAAUUUAAUUUGUGUUAGACACAAACCAAAAUUCAUUCCAAAUGGAUUCAUGUACAUUGAGAUAGACUACAAUGGAUUUUUUGUGCAAAUGUAGCGAACAAUUACCGUGAUUCUUGAAUACAUGUACAUGUACAGUAUGCCACUACAAGCUGUGUGGAUGUGGGAAUUUUAUCGCCCAGAAAAUCAUCAUGAAUUAGACAAUGACGGUCACAGUACAGUAUAUACCACAGUCUGCCAUUUUUUGUUAGAUAUCUUGUUUAAGAGAGAGAAAAUACAUGAGAAAGUACACCAAAAAAAAUUGUAGUAUUUGAUUUUCAUUUAUUUCUUUGUGCUUAGCCUCUUCAGAGAUAGUAACUAUCUAUACAUGGGUAGAUAAAGGUCAUUAGUACAAAACUUUAAAACCCAUCAGGACGACUUCUAAAAGUUAUUUAAUCAUUAUUCAUAUAUGCCUUGGCGGUACAUUAUAUGACACACGGGUGGAAGUAUUCUUUUCAAGAGGGCAAACAAAAUGUAUUGAUGAAGCACCUCCAUCACUUUGGCAGUGAUUAUUCUAAAAUGCAAAAAGCAGGAAGUCUACAUGUGUAAAAAAAAAUCUGUGGAUAUUUGGACGUCAUUUGUAGAAUUGCUAUCUCUGAAGUGGCUUAUUACGUUGAGAUGGUUUGAGAGGGUCUGAGCAACAUUUGUGGGGUACUGAAGCAAGCUCAAUCCAUAUUGUUCAGGUCAGCAAGAUAAUUAGAAGGAAAAAACACAGUAGGAUUCAUCUCUCAAAAUAUUGUAUUUUAUAGUCACAAUUUCCUUGUGUUGUGCAUUUUGUAACUGAUUAUAAAGCUGAGGAAUACAUUAGCCAGUUGAGAGUUCUCUCUGUGAA